GUUGCGAUGACGCGGUGGUCAGGUGUCUGCUCUUAUAUGCAGAGGAGCUGUCCAAGCGCUGCACACACAAAACAACAGGCACAUAAAGCUGCAAGAGGACAUGCCCAACACCUCCGCUGUUGUCUGAGCGUUUUCCUCAAAGGUGAUCAAUUGCCUAUAACAUGCUGCAUUUCCACCAUAAGUUGCCCACGGGGGCAGCCGUGGUCCUGCUCGCCGUUCUCCUCCACGGAUGUGCGAUACAAGCCGCGUCUCUCCCCCGUCACUACCGUCUCCGAGGCAACGCUGGUGAAGGGCAGCCAGCCGGUUCUGACUUGCUCAAAGCUCUGGAGUACAUAGAGAACCUGAAGCAGCGUAACGGCGGUCGCCCAGGACCCCCGGCCGCCAACUACGACGAAGUGGACAAGUACAGGGUGCUGCUUCAGCUCGCGUCCCAGCAGCAGCAACAGGAUGAGGCCCCCGCGGAACGUCAGGACAUCACAGCGGAGCAGCUGAUGAGAACCCUGCUCAAGUCCCUCCAGGAUCAGGCAAAGUUCAGCCCAGCCUCAACGCCCCGGAAUGACCGCCGCCUUCACAGACACCGCACCAAAGACACAGAAACUGAGCAGAGCUCACCGGUGGAUUACACUAACUAUCCCAGAGCCCACAAGAAAUACCCGUUGAUGUUUGAGGAUGAGGAGAACACGGACGCUUCCAAGCGGACUACGGAGGAUCUGGACCAGAAGUACACCCCUCAGAGUCUUGCCAACCUUCGCUCCAUCUUUGAGGAACUUGAAAGGAUGCCCAUGUCUGUAGGACAGAAGAGAGACAUCUUUGGGGAAGAGGCCGAGGACACCGAUGAGGAGGGACACCCGAGAGAGGAGUGGGUUCCCGUGGAGGAACAAGAAGAGACCGAGGAGAUGGUGAACGGGAGCCACGAGGAAGCAGACAGGGCCCUUGGGGAUGAGGAGGAUGAAGAUGGCGAAGAAGUGCAGCGACGCUCGAGUCAGGACCAGGAGGACGCUGACGAUGACACCAAGCUGGUCGAUUACUACCUCCUUAAAGUUCUGGAGAUGACCGAUCAGACGCAGAACAGGGACCAGACCGGGGAGCAAAGAAAAAGACUCAUCCGUCCUUCCAUUGUUGAUCCUCGUACCGUGAAAGAGUUGCUGGAGCUCUCGUUGAAGCUCCACGUCCCCCCGCAGGACCUCAUCGACAUGCUGCUUACGGAGGAGCUCCGGAAGCUCCACCGCAACCCUCCGCCUCAGUCUCGCUAUACAACCGGACAAACCCCAAAAGUCCGCUACUUCAGCCGCAGACUGCCCCUCAAGAGCAAGACCGCCGCCGCUCCUGAGGACAUGGACCGAGAGGACUUUUUAGACAUCAUCGGAGUGGAGACCAUCAGCAACGAGUAUCCCGUGAUACCCAGACCAGUCAAGUCAUCCUCAGAUCGAAUCCCGGCGAUGCCCAACCCUGAUACGAAUGCAGAAUCGGUCAAAAUCCCAUCUCCGGCCGGCCAUAGGGAGAAUAUGUUCUUGUCCGAGCUCAACAAGAUGCCGCUGCGACGUCAGGCGGAUGACGACGAUACAGAUGACGGCGAUGUGGAGGACGAGGUGACCACCUAUCUGGCGGCCAAAAUUCUCACGGAGUACCCGCCCAACGGGAUUGCUAAGCGGGACACCCAGGCACAAACCAAGGGCCGCUUCCCCUACGAGCUGUACGAGAGAGCCGUGAAAGACUACUUGAGCCAGGUGGACUCUGGGAGCAGACCUGUGGCCAAGAGGGAGGCCGAAGAGGAGAAGCCCACAGAGGUGCAAAGCGAAGAGGAGGGGAUGACGGCCAAAACCUCUGCUCCGGCACCGGGCACCACAUCGGGGGGAGAAGGUGGAGAGGGGUUCCGUGACAAGGCUGUGGCUGGAAUGUAAACGUUAUGAUUAUAGUAUUUCAACUUUCUCUGUAUGGUGGAUGUGAUCUCGUUUACAAAUUAUAUUGUAUAAAUCAUAGCAGAUAUCACCCUAAUAAAAGGAAAGAUAUACAGAAAAUAUAUAUACAGUCCCUAUUUGCUGCAAGGUCAUUAUAGAAAAACAGUGAUGUCAAAGGAGAGGAGACCAAGAAAUUAUUCAAAACAGGGUUUGCACCUUCCAUUAGUCCAAAAUGAGUACAGGUAGUUCCCAGGUUACGACGUACUCAACUUAUGUGUUUACGACGCCGAAGUCUCAGCCGCUGUUUUGUCUCCAGUCGUUUUUUAGUUGCGAAAACAGUACCUUCUUGUACCACACUCUUAUUUUUAACUUUAUGAAUACUUGUUCUGUCCUCACUAAACAUGAAGUUGUUCAGCUUUACAGACAGCAAACAAGGCAAUUGUGGUUUUUGAAUUUUUUACUUCAUUCAUGUUUGACAAUUUGUAAAGCUGUAACACACAUGUGCAGUUUUGUUCAAAACGACAAGCAUUUUAACAACACUUGACACAAAACAAUUGGUGUUCAAACAUCCAUCUAGUCUAGUUAAUAUGUGAAUUUAGUAGAUUAAAUUAGCCUAAUUUGCCUAACAAAAAAUGCUAUGAAUGCUAUCCUAUUUACAAUUCUCAUAGCCAAUCACUCACAUAUACCUCCACAAACUGUAGCUCUAAACUUAAUUACAAAUUCAUACACAAACAUAUGUAUAUUAGCUGAAACGACUUACAACCUUAUGUUGUCCUUUAUCCAUGUCAUACAAAGUGACAGUCCAACACUGCCACCAGAAAGCAGUGUAUCCUCCAUCAUUAAACAAAAUUUCUGGACUUUUUGGAUAGUUAUUGAGAUGUAGGGGUACUUAAAGGGUUCAGACUUAAACAGAAAUUUGUGUUACAUCGCCAGUGUAGGAACGGAACUCAUUCGUAACCUGGGGACUACCUGUAUAGACAAAACUUAACUAUUACAUUUUGUGAGAUGGUUCAAUUUUUAAAUUGCUGGUGUUUGUAGAAACAGACUAUUUACAAGGAAUUGACAUCGGUUAAAUGUAUAUGUGAAUAUAGCUGUAAAUGAUGCCAGGCUCAAAUUUGAUCAAAAUCUGAGAAUAUGAUCGUGGUUAUUUUCAAUUAGAGCUAACAGGAACGAGUGCUGCCGUGGCUCUGCAUAUAUUCAGGGUUCGUGAAGUUGUUGUAAUUAUGAUUAUGGGUAAUUAUUUACCAGUCUAAAUAUCAGCCUGCCUUCCAAUCGCUUUCAUACUGCAAAGCUUUGCAUUGUUGGCCUAUCAGUGAUUGUGCUAUGUAUGCUCAUUUUUAAACCAUUUUGUACAUGCUCUAUAAUGUGUGAUGAAGCACAGAUGAAUAAAGCAUCAGCUGUAUUAUUU
This is a messenger RNA of Corythoichthys intestinalis (scribbled pipefish), 3306 nucleotides long. RefSeq names its product secretogranin II b (gene scg2b). Bases 162 to 1901 code for a protein of 579 amino acids. The transcript is spliced from 2 exons. Lineage: Eukaryota; Metazoa; Chordata; Actinopteri; Syngnathiformes; Syngnathidae. The record is from RefSeq and is a predicted model, not a curated record.